UAGAAAAGAAAGGCCAAGGGCGGGCAGGGGGCUAUAAAAAAAUCUCGUGCUACUGCCCUAAUUCCCUUUGGACUUUGGCGUUAUAUCCAUCCUCGAGCCCCUCCCGACUCUCAGCCUCACCCUGCCCGCUGCUCUCUCCUCCGCGCCUGAUUCCAGUGGUGCUGCUGCUUCUUCUCAAAUCUCCAGGACAGACCAGACACACACACAGGGACACAGGGUAAGUUGCGGAGCAGCUAGCGGCGGAGGUGCUUUCUUCGUCAUGGAGUCGCAGCAGCAGCAGCAGCAGAUGGAGGCGGUUUCUGCGCCGGCCGCCGCUACGAACGGGGGCGGGGAGCUGAUCGGGUACGUGGACGUGCACGUGCGGAGCGCGCGGGACAUUCAGAACAUCUGCAUCUACCACAAGCAGGAUGUGUACGCGCGCCUGUCGCUGCCGGGGGAGGGCGCGCCGGCGGCCUCCACGCAGGUAAUCAAUGGCGGAGGCCGCAACCCGGUGUUUGACCAGUCGGUGCGCGUCGGCGUGCGCGCGGGGGACGUCGACGCCGCGCUCCGCUGCGAGGUCUGGAUGCUCAGCCGGGUCAAGAAUUACCUGCAGGACCAGCUGCUGGGGUUCGCGCUCGUGCCGCUCCCGGACGUCGUCGCCGCCGAGGGCGGCACGCUCGCGCGCGAAUUCCCGCUCUCCACCAACGACCUCUUCCACUCCCCGGCCGGCUUCUUGGAGCUCGAGCUCUCUUACAUCGGGGUCGUGCCCGAUGUCAUUCCCGUCUCGCCCACGCCCAAGCCUGCGCUGGCCGACCCGGACGAGGCCGAGAACGCCGGCGACGGAGCCGGCGCUGGCGCAGGGAAAGACUACGAGAAUAUGGAGUUCCCUGACAUGAAUCUUGUGGAGGAAAACCAGAUUAUGCUCUCGGAAUAUGUUGGUCUGCCGUGCACGGCCAUGGAAACGCAGAGCUCCGAGAGCCUCCUGACCUCAGAGGACGUGGAUGGCGCCGCCACCGAGUCCCACGACGCCGGCGUGCGAGUUGUGCAGAGCUUCUCGACGGACUACAGCACCGCCGACUCCUCGGCCGGCGCCUUCCGGAGCGAGACGGCAGUCAGCAGCGUGUCCACCACGGAGUCCCCGGCCGCGGCCGUCCCGGCUACCCCGCAGUCCAACCCGUCCGAGCCGUCAGGAAACGCCCUCUCCUCAGCAGGCCAGAAGGAGAAGGCCUCAGACGCGGCGGACGCGGCGGAGGUCGAUUCGUCUCACACCGUUCAGGAGAGCCCGGCGGUGAACUCACCCAGCACUGUGUCUGAGAACGCGGUGGACAAACCUCCGCCGGCGAUGAGCUUCAACUUCGAGCAGGAGGUGCAAGUGAACCAGAAGGAGAUCAUGGACAUGUACAUGAAGAGCAUGCAGCAGUUCACGGAGUCGCUGGCCAAGAUGAAGCUCCCGCUGGACCUGGACAAUGGCAGCGACAAGAGCGGGAGCGGCCCCGCCGCCGCCUCGCCCACUGAUUCCAGCGGCACCGACUCGAGCGCGGCGGCGAAGAAACCGACGGCCGGGGGUGCGCAGGAGAAAUCUCCCAAGGUGUUCUACGGAAGCCGAGCCUUCUUCUAAGCCGAACGAGCCCGGACGCCGGACUAGAAGAUGGCAUUUGCAGUCAUCAGUCUCAGCUGAAAAUCUUGGUAGCGCAGAAGAAUAACAAUUUUCUCAUGCUGUUGUUUUAUUUAGGCUUCGUCAGUCAGAUCGCAAGACGCAUUUGGAAAUUAGCUGCCCGGUCUUUCUUUUAAUGUAUCGCUCGCUACUCUAAUGAGAAAAUGUUUGGCUUCUUUUCUUCAAUAUAUAGACAUCUGAACUUGAUUUGCUA
Messenger RNA from Hordeum vulgare subsp. vulgare (domesticated barley), 1847 nucleotides. RefSeq lists its product as uncharacterized. NCBI's taxonomy places the organism in Eukaryota, Viridiplantae, Streptophyta, Magnoliopsida, Poales, Poaceae. The transcript is spliced from 2 exons. The record is from RefSeq and is a predicted model, not a curated record. The coding region runs from base 260 to 1597 and encodes 445 amino acids.